UCAGGAAGGAUGGGUUUCGCCCAACAGCCAAAUACAUUCGGUGGAUUACCAGGAGCCAAAAAUAUCAACAAUGCAACGAAUAUAAACGCCACACGGAUCAAAGAGACUCAACUGGUGAAGGUGGAGAUGUUGGAAGACUGGCCACACACAUGCGCAAUCACGUGUUAUGCUGCGGUAUCUAGCUAUGAGCGAAGGAGGACCAAUAUAUUGGAAGAUGACUGGUCGGUUGAGGAAAUUCGAUGGGAAGCGUACAAGGCCAACAGUGGAUCUGGGGGAAGCAAAUGGGAAGCCUACUGCAAAAACAUGGAAGCGAUGACAAACGAUCUUACCAUGAAAAGGAAAGCUAUAUAUGAAAACCCUGAUUUGGCUCUGAAUCGAUUUAAUGAGCAACCACAGCAUCCCAAUCCUCCCAACUGUUUCGGCACCAUGCAAGCCACUACCAGCAAUUCCGGUCAAAUUCAGGGCCAAUUUGGUAGUCGGAUAGGGGGGACGCCCGGAUUCGGUGCAGGACGUUAAACACAGUGAACACAAUUAUUUAAUACUAUUUGAAUUAAACCUUCCAACGCAAUUAUCUAUUGUGUAUUAAUAGGUGUAUAGUUAAUAUACGGUAUCGUAUUGAAGUUGCAUCACAUUUGCUUUUAGCUGGUCUCUAUCAAUUUAGGAAAGUAGUUCAAUUUUCAAUGCUUGAUCGCAUACGUAUAGGCGCUUAACGUGGUCUCCAUUAGAACAUGUUGAGAACAUGUU
This is a messenger RNA of Sphaeroforma arctica JP610, 744 nucleotides long. RefSeq lists its product as hypothetical. The record is from RefSeq and is a predicted model, not a curated record. The transcript is spliced from 2 exons. The coding region runs from base 10 to 516 and encodes 168 amino acids. NCBI's taxonomy places the organism in Eukaryota, Ichthyosporea, Ichthyophonida.